This is a messenger RNA of Lachancea nothofagi CBS 11611, 597 nucleotides long. The record is from the annotation of a GenBank genome assembly. NCBI's taxonomy places the organism in Eukaryota, Fungi, Ascomycota, Saccharomycetes, Saccharomycetales, Saccharomycetaceae.
AUGAGCACCCCAGAGAAAGAGUUCAUCACCAAGUUCAUCUCGCUUGCGAGUUUGAAAACCUCUGAAUUAAGCGCUGAAAGUAAAAAGCCCCUUCACGAUGUUACGAAUUUGGGCGUGGCAUUGCCAGCUUUGAGAUAUAAAUAUGAUCACAAACGAGCAAAAAGGAGUGCAUUAUCUGGAUCAGCCUCCGCAACAAUCGAACUACGCCUGAAGUCUAUCCGUGCACCCAAAUUCUCUUAUUCUAGAGAGUUUUCCACUUCUCAAACUAUAUACCAGGUCAAACAAUACUUGGUCGAAGCUGAAGAAUCCAUCGUCGAUUCCUCGCAAAUCAAGGUCUUGCUGAAGGGAAAAGUCUUGCAUGAAAAUGUCUUGUUGUCCGACUUGAGGACUACCGAAGCCGAUUUAGUAGUAAUGGUCUCGAAAUUGGAUACACCCGCUCCUAUUCCACAGCCGGCCAGAGCUGACACGUUUCAGGUACCUUGGACCAAAAUCCAAGCAUUGUUACAAGGAGAAGUUGCAGACCCCAAGGAUGCGUCUACGAUGCUUGAACGACUAAAACAAGGUUGGCACGCAACAGAGCCAAGUGAUCUUGAUUAA